Messenger RNA from Raphanus sativus (radish), 1520 nucleotides. RefSeq lists its product as uncharacterized. NCBI's taxonomy places the organism in Eukaryota, Viridiplantae, Streptophyta, Magnoliopsida, Brassicales, Brassicaceae. The transcript is spliced from 5 exons. Bases 108 to 1049 code for a protein of 313 amino acids. The record is from RefSeq and is a predicted model, not a curated record.
UUCUUCCUUUCCUUCUCCUACAAAUAUAACCUCUCUCUCAUUCUGUUUCCCUCCUCUGAAACUGGGACCCUUUAACAUAUCAAAUCCACUUCCCUAAAAGAAAAAUCAUGGAACCUGCGUGCUUAGUCGACGACGCCGAGUUCUGGCUUCCGCCGGAGUUUCUCACGGACGACGAUUUCAUCGUGGAGAAGGAGAGCAAAGAGUCUGUGUUCUCGUACGAGACGAGUCAUAGCUUCGCGUUGGACUCGAGUUACGGUGACGACGAAGAGAGUUUCUUAGCCGGAUUGAGCCGGAAAAUGGCUCAGUCAACUCUUCAAGACGAUUUCUCCGGCGCCAAGGCGUGGGGUAUGACUCGUCCGACUCAGUCGACACGUUGUGGUGGCGGUUACGGUUGUCAGACGCGAGUUUCUUCUUCUCAAUCGGCGGCGGCGUGGGAUAUAUACUGUGCCGCUGCAGAGGAGCUGGCGAUGAUGAGUCUGAACGGUUACAACAACCGUCAUAGUGGCAGAGGACUCGCCGCAGCUAAAAUCUCUAACGACGGCUCCGGCUUCUACAGCCGCCAAUCUCUUCAAUACCAGAAGCUUCAAGCUAUUCAACUAAAGCAGCUACAGUUGAUGAAAGAACACCGUCGCUAUUUGGCGCAGCAGAGUGUUGAUAGUCGCACUAAAAGUACUACUCCUGUUCAUGUUGAUUUGUCGCCAUCUGCUGCAUGGCCACAGAGGCGUGGUGUUUCUGGCAUGCGUGCUGUUUCCCUCGGUGGUGACCGUACCGGAACCGGCGUGUUCUUGCCUCGAAGCGUUGACCGAACUUCCCCUGUAACCGCCCAGACUCGCAACAAGCCCAGUCUUGGUACGGUUUUGGUUCCGGCUAGAGUGGCGCAUGUACUUGACCGAAACGAAUCUGUGGUCCACCAGACGCCAGUCCGAUCUUCAGCUAGUUUCAACGAUGGGUCGUGGAGACAGAGGAGUAACAAUGGUGGGUACUCGAGCCAGAUGAUGAUAGAGCAGACAGUUAACGAGCCUCGGUUACCUUCGGAUUGGGCUUACUGACCACUUGUGGGUGUUUUUAGGUAAAGGUUUAAAGUAAAGUGAAGGAGGAAUAAAGAUAAGAUUUUGAAGACUUGAUCGAAAAAAAAAAAAAAAAUUUGAAGACAGGGUGUAGUGAAGUAGCGGCAAAAUUAGGGUUAUAUAGAUAAAGGAAGGAGAAAAGACGAAGAAAAAAAUGUGGACAGUGACGAGGGUUUUGGAUCGUUUAACCACCAUUGAUGAUGACUAAUAGGAGAACAAAAGGAGCUUUGAGAGAGGAUAAGCUGUUUCUUAUUUUGUUUGUUUUUGGUCUUCUCUGGGAAAUUUAAUAAUAACAGUCUGUCACCGGGCUGUUUCUUUUCCCCUUCCUCUCUCCCUCUCUUUUGUUCUCACAGCUUCUUAAGCAAUGGAGAAAGUACUAGUAGAAAUAAGAGAGACUUACACAAUAAGACACUUUCGUCUUUCUUUUAUCAUUAUAAGACACAAGUUGCAUGA